AAACUAGGACUUGCGUGGCAAAAUCACUGCAGAACCUUGCUUGCCUUGCCAAACUCCCGUUUCCUUGUUCACCAAGUUAUGAACUCAAGUAAAUAGCCAUCAGGAGCAUCCUUCUCUGAGAGUUCAGAGGAUUAUGAAAGUCUGCGCAUCAUCAACAUCUACAAUUUGCUUCGGGUACUCGGAAAAAGAAAAGAUAGAGCUGGCUACAAAAAUUGACACCAAGGAAAAUGAUGAGACAAACCGACAUUUUUAGUGAUGGAGAGUUUGAAGCAUUGAUCGCGGCAGCUGCUUAUGCCAUCACCUUACUCGAAGAAAAAGACGGUCCACAGAAACAGAGAGGAUCGGUUAAAUUUUCUGAAGAGACUCUGCCUAAAGCCAAAAGCAGAAAUGAAGAUGCCAAGGUAAAGCUAAACAGUUUUCGCGGAUCCUUCAAGAAAUGGUUUUCUGAUCAGGGAGCAAAAGAAGAUGAAAAACCUGGAGUCUCAGGUGACAGUUUCACAAGGAAACCAGAAAUAGAAGAGCAAAUCAAUCGGGAAGACCCCAGCGCAAAUAACAGUAUCACAGAGACGGCAAGGGAUAGCACCCCCGAUACAAAAAAGACACCAUCUUUCACUGAUAACCAUCUAAAUGGCACAGGUAGUAAGAGGAGUGACAGUGGAAAAGAAACGAGACCGAGUCUUCCAAGAGCUCCGUCAGCCAAAAUACUUCCGACUUCAUCAUUUGGCAGGAGGACACAGGGUGAAUACUCGCCAGACAAAAAUAAAACAGAAGAUGAAGCUGACGCUUGGGAGAGAGAGAAUAACGCACAAGAAGAAGCAGACGCUUGGGAGAAAGAACAGAUGAUUAAGAUACGAAAACGGUUUGAUAAGAUGAUGUCCAUGAUCGUGGAAUGGGAGAAUGAGAAGAAGGCGAAAGCCAAGAGUCGUUUAGAGCGCAAAGAGAAUGAACCAGAACAGACACGAGCAAAGGCCUUGCAGAAAUACGAAAACGAGAUAUCAAGAAUUGAAAAAGUUGCCGGUGAUGCAAGAGCACUUGCAGAAGAGAGAAAAAGAAACGAUGAAACAAAAGCAAGGGCAAAGGCUGAAAAAAUAAGGUCUACAGGCAAAAUGCCCCGUGCUUGCUGCUGCUGUUGAACGAUCAAUAACAUGGCAACAAAACACUAACGCUUCGAACUCCAUUGGAUAAUGAAAUUUUUUCAUUCUUUCUACAGCAUUCGAAUCAUGUAUUGGACAAGCUAUGUAUAAAAGUUUCUACAAGUGGUUUAUAUAA
Asparagus officinalis (garden asparagus) is the source of this 1269-nucleotide messenger RNA. Its product is annotated as remorin 4.1-like. The transcript is spliced from 5 exons. The coding region runs from base 228 to 1133 and encodes 301 amino acids. NCBI's taxonomy places the organism in Eukaryota, Viridiplantae, Streptophyta, Magnoliopsida, Asparagales, Asparagaceae. The record is from RefSeq and is a predicted model, not a curated record.